UUUUUUUUUUCAUCUACUUGUUUUAAUACCAUGUCAUCUCAUACCACACCAACUAAGACUCGAUCUAUUCUAUCCAACAAAAAGAAAAAUGUCUAUCAAUGUAAGAUAAAACUUAUUUUUAUGUCAUUUUCCUGUUUCACUCAUUUAUAUCUUUUAGUACACGACACUCUUGAUACAUCUUCCAUUAAAGCUCUCAGAGACAAAUCAGCUCCUUCGAUGAACACUACAGAACAAACCAAUAUGAUAGACGAAGCAUUUGAAAAAGGUACCAAUGUUGAAAAUGAUAGUGACAACGACAUUGACGAUGAUGACGAUGAGGGAAGUAGUUUUGAAUACAGCGAUAGUGAUAUGGAUGACAUGGACGAAAUGUACAUAAAAACAACCAAAAGGACGACAAGACGAUUACGACAACAAAAUAAAACACCUACUCUUUCUUUGGAACAACAAUUAGCAUUAUUUGACGUAGAUAGACAAAGUGCGCGAAAAAGAGGAGGUGGUACUCAUGAAGAUGCAACUAUAGAAGACCAAGUCGACACAAUCAACAGUAACGAUAAUUCCCCUGUUCAGCAUCAACAUAAGAAACGGAAACUACGAUCAAUCAAAAGUAAUUUUGUGGACUUUACAAGCAAUACCAUGGAUGAUAUCGAUGAAGAUUUAGAUAUGGAAUAUACCAGCAACAACAAUACUUUGAGAAAUUCACCAUACCAAUCAACUGUCGUGCUUGGAUCGCCUUCCAAACUGAAAACAACGUGCUCAGAUCAAUCAAGGCGGCCAUUUUCUCCAGAAUCUCCUGUUCCUGGUAUCAAUCCCUUUACCGAAAGUACCAAUCAUCUCUCAACCAAAAUGACAAUCUUGGAUCAAUCUGAUCAGAGCCAUCCUAUGUCGCCCACUCCCACUUCUCCGCCAGAAAACAGUAAAAGAAAACGAAAUGUGACCAAUGUUUUGGAAAAGUUACGCCAACAGAUCGAUGAUCAUGAAUUGGAUCUUAGUCAACAUUCAUUUAUUCCUGCCUCAUUCAACAAUACCUCAAAAACUUUUGAACAAUCAUACCCAACUAUGGCCACAAUCAAGAAAGAAGAUGAUAUGGAUGAUUCGACUUCAAUCAAUGAUAUGGAUUAUGGUUAUGACUUUGGUUCUAUCAGUGAAACAAAUAUAACAAGCACAAAUGAUACUACAACCUCAAUGAUAUCUAACAGUUAUGACAAGCUCGAUGAUACAUCAACGAAAUCUCUAUUGGAUAAGGAACAUCAAGAUUUAACUAAGAAAGAAUGCUCUGAUAUGAUCAAUGGAGACAAACAUGUAGAUGACAAUAAGGAUACCGAACUACAACAAGAUAAUGCUCAACCUAUGGGUCUCUUCAGACGUGUCUUUAGUUUUAUUUUUGGAUGAUGUAGUCAUACCUACGUUUAUAAAUAUAUAUAUAUAUGUUUAGUUUAUUAUUGUCUAUUUUAUUGAAUAAAUCUUCUCAUACCUUUU
Molecule: messenger RNA, 1476 nt
Organism: Halteromyces radiatus
Lineage: Eukaryota; Fungi; Mucoromycota; Mucoromycetes; Mucorales; Cunninghamellaceae
Exons: 2
Coding region: 31-1389 (452 amino acids)
Source: RefSeq, a predicted model, not a curated record